AUGGAGAUUCCUGGACUUGGACUUUUGCAUAGAUGGCGAAGACAAAGAGGAGAGCAGUUGGAAAAAUGUAAAUACUCCUUCGUGGAUGCCCUGAAAAAGGGGAAUGCAACUUUGUGGGGGAGCGAUCGGCGGAGGAGGAGAGGGAGGCUUGGCCUCAUCACCCUCUGUGAGGAAAAAUCAAACGCAUUGCCCAAAGAUGGGGAAGAAAAAGGCACCAUACCAGAUAAAGAUGAAGAUGGGAAGAAAAACAAAAUGAAUGAAGAUGAUUCAAAUGCAUUGAAGGAACAAGCCAACUCUCCUUUCACGAAUUCAUUUGACGCUCCAAAUGCUUUGCUUUUUGAAAAUCUAAACAAGGAAUACAAAUUUAUUACUACACAAGAUAACUUUGAUGGCUUCCGAUUCGAAGUAGAUAAAAGCGUGAACAAGUAUCUACAGUCGACACACACACUUUUCCUUGGGACGACACUAAGGGAUGUGGGAUACCUGUACCAAUUCGGGGCAAACUUCACGAACAGUGACAACAGCUUGCUGAUGAUCAGCAGAGUGAAUAUUGAUGGCAGUGUGAAUGGCAGGUUCUGCAAAAGAAUACAAAACAAUAUCGAUUGCAAGCUCAAUUUUAACACUUAUGCGAAAAGUGACACGAGAAAUAUGUACGAAAUGGCUGUAGAGGUUAAUAAGCCUAUAUACACCUACAGCAUGAAGACGAUAUGGCAGGGCACCUGGAUCUUUAACACGUCGUACACGCAAAUGUUGAGUAAAAAAUUUCAAGCGGGGGUGGACUUAACGUAUAUCGCGUCCAAUUGUGCUUCCAUUGGAUCCUUUGGGCUUCGAUACAACCACAAAAAUAAUGUCCUGUCAAUGCAGGUGGUCAGGCAGCCAAAUUUUAAGUCGCCUGAAUUUAUGCUUAAUCAGACACAUUUGUAUAAAAUCCAGUACGCUAAGAAAGUAUCCGAUCGGUUAUCCUUGGGUACGGAGCUUGAAGUCACUCCUCAGACGAAGGAAUCUGCCAUGCGUCUGGGGUGGGACUACUCCUUUCGUCAUGCGAAAGUGCAGGGGAGCAUCGACACCAGUGGGAAGAUUGCCGUGUUUACGCAGGACUACUCGGGCUUUGGAGUCAGCGGGUAUAUAGACUACCCGAACAACGAGUACAAGUUUGGCUUCAUGAUGCACAUAGCCCCGUCGCAGGAGCAGCCCGCGCAGCCCGCCCCGUAG
Plasmodium inui San Antonio 1 is the source of this 1212-nucleotide messenger RNA. Its product is annotated as mitochondrial import receptor subunit TOM40. The coding region runs from base 1 to 1212 and encodes 403 amino acids. Gene Ontology annotation, biological process: protein import into mitochondrial matrix. Lineage: Eukaryota; Apicomplexa; Aconoidasida; Haemosporida; Plasmodiidae. The record is from RefSeq and is a predicted model, not a curated record. The transcript has a single exon. Gene Ontology annotation, cellular component: mitochondrial outer membrane; mitochondrial outer membrane translocase complex. Gene Ontology annotation, molecular function: transmembrane protein transporter activity.